AUGGUGAUCAAGAAGACAACGAAGACCCACCUCUUCGCAAUCCCCGACCUCCACCACGACGACGACGACGACGACGACGACCAAGAAGACCACCUGAAGAGGCCCCUCCGCGAAGACCAUCCCAAAACCCCCUCCCAACUCCUCUCCUGCUUCUCCCUCCUCACCCUCCCCUCCUGCUCCAAACUCCAACCCAACUUCGCCGCGCGCCGCCGCCGCGGGGCCGAGGGGCGCGCCCUGCGCGCGGAGCGCCUCCUCGGCGCGUGGCGCGACCUCGGCGCGUUCGUCGACGCGGAGCUUGCGCGCCUCCGCGCCCGCUUCGUGCCCCCGGCCCCGCUCCGCCCCCGCGACGUCCCGCGCCUCCUCCUCGCCCCGGCGCCGCGGGCCCCGCCGCUCGCCGCCGCGGCCCUCGCCUGGCUUGGCGGCCCGUGGCGCCCCUCCGCCGUCCUCUCCCGCCUCCUCCCCGCCCUCGCCGCGCGCGCCCGCGCCCCCUCCCCGCUCGCCGCGCUCCCCCCGCGCGCCCUCCGCGCGCUCGCCGAGGCCGCGCGCAGCCUCCGCGCCCACGAGGCCGCGCUCGACGCCGAGGUCGCGGAGUACCAGGCCACCUGCAUACUCAAGCUAGAUUUUGCCGAAGCAGAAGUGGUGGUGGAGGCGGCGGCAGAAGAAAUGAGGAAGAUGGGGAAGAUAGUGAGGAAGGCAGGAAAAUUGAGGUAUCAGGCGGUGGAGGUGGCAGUGAAGGGGGUGCUCGAUCCGGCACAGGCGGCAGAAUUCUUGGUGGCAUUGGCCGGGGUGCAGGAGACCGUGCGGCGGCACGCAGAGCGGUGGAAUGCGCGUGUCGGAACGCUGUCCAUCACCGACGUCAAUUCUUUCAAUGCAACUACCGCCGCCGUCGGUGCUGCCGCCCCACAUUGAUGCAGCCUCAGCCUCAGCAUCAGCCUCAUUGUAAAAUGUAUAAAGUUGGAAGUGAUUCAUUUCGUUUAGUUUGCCUUCCAAUGGUUGUUUGUGUUCACCUUGUCAUGGUAUAAGGAAAAUGUGUGGGUUGGAUGCAUAGGUGCAUGGAAGAGACCUGUGAUUGGAUUGUGUUCCUUAGGUGUUACAUUUUGAUUUUUUUUUUUUUUUGAUUUAGA
This is a messenger RNA of Ananas comosus (pineapple), 1124 nucleotides long. RefSeq lists its product as uncharacterized. The coding region runs from base 1 to 909 and encodes 302 amino acids. NCBI's taxonomy places the organism in Eukaryota, Viridiplantae, Streptophyta, Magnoliopsida, Poales, Bromeliaceae. Gene Ontology annotation, biological process: DNA-templated transcription. The transcript has 4 exons. The record is from RefSeq and is a predicted model, not a curated record. Gene Ontology annotation, molecular function: sequence-specific DNA binding.